Pieris napi is the source of this 1920-nucleotide messenger RNA. RefSeq lists its product as uncharacterized. Bases 53 to 1444 code for a protein of 463 amino acids. The transcript is spliced from 2 exons. The record is from RefSeq and is a predicted model, not a curated record. NCBI's taxonomy places the organism in Eukaryota, Metazoa, Arthropoda, Insecta, Lepidoptera, Pieridae.
UAUUUUUUUAUGUGGUUACCCCAACACAAUCGUAUUAUACGCUGAUAUUAAAAUGGCGGAUGUCCAAAGCAAUGAGCGUAAAGUAAAACUUACUAAAAACGGCAAAGUUGUGAAAAGACGUUUAAGAAAUCCUGAAGAAUGGCACAAACAAAAACAAAAGCGUUUGAGAAUAGCUGGACAAGAAUAUAUAAAUGCCAAUGGGAAAAUUGUACCCCCUAAACAACCUGGCCCAGAUUGCAAUUGCCGUAGAAAAUGUUUUCAAAUGGUACCAGAGGAUAUUCGUAUGAAAACAUUUCAAGGGUUUUACUCUAUGAAAAGUCAUGAUGAACAAAAUGCAUAUUUAUUUGGUUUAAUGCGGCAAAUUGAUGUGAAACGAAAAAGAGUUAAAUCUAGCAGCAGAAGAACAUGCACAUUUGAAUAUUUUGUCCGAGUUAAGGGUAAAGAAACUCAAGUAUGUCAAACAGCUUUCAAAAAUAUACAUGCAAUAACUGAGCGUAAAGUUAGAGUUCUUUGCAAGAAAAUGGAUGAUGGUAUUAUGUUUCCAAGUGACAAUAGAGGUAAGAACAGCCAUAGACGAUCAGGAGAAGUUCGUUUACCUAUAGGUAUUGUAGACCAAAUAAAAAAUCAUAUUUACUCAAUAGUUCACACUCACAGAUUGAAAGAUUUUAUCAGACUUGACAAAAUUGCUGGCCUUGAAAUUAAUAUUUCUAAAAUGUGGAAAGAUUAUAUAAAAAGUUAUGAUCCUGACAAUAUCACUGCAACUAUGCCUAAGUCUAAAAGAAAUAUGGAGAUAUUACCUGUUCAAAAUGAGCCACUGCAACCUAUAGCUCCAGCUCCAGUCCCACAAGAGACUUAUACACCUUUAACAUAUCCUGGUAAUAGCCACUUAGUCAAUAUUGCAGAAAAUUACUUUGAAAAUCAGUAUCAAACACAAUUGACAACUACAUCAACACCUACAAAUUUUUAUCCUGCUCAAAGUGGUCAACAUCCACAAGGAAUGGGUAUUAUUUUACAAUCAGUUAACAGACCUGCUCAACCUACAGCUUUUAUUUUACUACAGGCUAAACCUGAUCUUUCACAAGAUAAGCUAGCUAUAACUAAUGGCUCAUACAUUGAGACACAAACUGAUAUAUCUGAAAUGCCUAGUAAAUCAAAGAAGCUCAAAAACGAAAGAAAAAAGGGUCCAGUUGUUAAACAGUGGCGAUAUAGUAAUAUAUUUCAUGACGAAAUAAAUGGAGCAGCAUUGGCAGCUAUAAAAACAAGACUUGGUAUGUAUUAUGCAGAGAGUGACGCAGCCAGAAAGAAGGCAAAGCAAAUUCCACGGGCACAGGAAACUGCUCAAACUCAAACUGAACAAGCAACCAUCAAAUCUGAACAGUCUGCUAUGAUGAGGCCCCCUCACCAACAGCUGAGAGCUACACACACAUUAACCAUAUUCACAUAAGAUAUAUUCACUCUUGACUGAUAAAAAUCUUGUGAAAACUACUAGUUUAAGUUUACCUUUGUAGGUUUGUUUAAGUAAUCUCAUAAAAUAUAUAAUUAUUGUCAGUACUUAUGUAUCAUAAUACCACUUAUGUCAAAACUCCUUACAUUUUGACAUUAAUUUUUUGGUAGGCAAUUCAGUACAUUCUACACACUCAAAUGUCUUACCAUGUAGCAAGCAUGUAGCCUAUUAGUGCCUAAGUAGCAAUAAUGUUUAACAACAUUGAUUAUAUCAUAUCUAAUAACACAAGAUAGGAUUUGAUGUUCUAUAGAUUUUAGCUUAAAUAUAGCAUCAAUAGUGUAGUAAAUAUAAUGUAACUUCCUGAUAUUUUUAUAAAUUAAAAUUUAUUUAUUUGCAAUGUAUGUACUUUGUUAUGUUAUAAUUAACAACAUGUGUAACUAAUAAAAUAAUUGAAAACAUGCAUUUUUAUUACAAUG